Messenger RNA from Eleginops maclovinus (Patagonian blennie), 2358 nucleotides. RefSeq names its product MOB family member 4, phocein (gene mob4). Gene Ontology annotation, cellular component: cytoplasm. The record is from RefSeq and is a predicted model, not a curated record. The transcript is spliced from 8 exons. Bases 67 to 747 code for a protein of 226 amino acids. NCBI's taxonomy places the organism in Eukaryota, Metazoa, Chordata, Actinopteri, Perciformes, Eleginopidae.
UGUGUGUGAUUCACACCGCUGCUGCUACAACACAGCGUCUGACGAACAUCCGGGUAUUCUGUCGAGAUGGUCAUGGCGGAGGGAGCUGCAGUUCUCAGGAGGAAUCGGCCUGGAACCAAGGCAAAGGAUUUCUACAACUGGCCGGAUGAGUCAUUCGAGGAGAUGGACAGCACCCUGGCUGUCCAACAGUACAUCCAGCAGAACAUUAGAUCAGACUGCUCCAAUAUCGACAAAAUCCUGGAGCCUCCGGAGGGUCAGGACGAGGGAGUGUGGAAGUAUGAACACCUCAGGCAGUUCUGUCUGGAGCUCAACGGACUAGCUGUAAAACUUCAGAGCGAGUGCCAUCCAGACACCUGCACCCAGAUGACAGCCACAGAGCAGUGGAUCUUUUUAUGUGCUGCCCACAAGACACCCAAAGAGUGCCCUGCCAUUGAUUACACCAGGCACACGCUGGACGGAGCUGCCUGUCUUCUCAAUAGCAACAAAUACUUCCCCAGCAGGGUGAGCAUCAAGGAGUCAUCAGUGGCCAAACUGGGCUCCGUGUGUCGUCGCAUCUAUAGGAUAUUCUCUCAUGCCUACUUCCAUCAUCGCCAGAUAUUUGACAAGUAUGAGAACGAGACGUUCCUGUGUCACCGGUUCACGCGCUUCGUCAUGAAGUACAACCUGAUGUCCAAGGACAACCUGAUCGUGCCCAUCCUGGAGGAGGAGGUGCAGAACACCUCCUCAGCUGGGGAGAGCGAGGCCUAAACACACAGCUGCCACAAAGGGAGACACAUGUAAAACACACACAUGACAUGAGGAGACAAAUUCACACACACACACACACACACACACACACACACACACACACACACACACACACACACACACACACACACACACACACACACACACAUAUAAUAUAUAUAAAUAUAUAUACACACUACAGUGUAAUAAGGCUCCUGUCUCGUAACACUGUCCAUGUCCCUCCACCCUUGUCACCUGUGUCUAUCUCAAAGGAAGUGAGGGGUAGGGGGAGCAGAGUUCAGCCAUGCCUGCAGGACAAGUUGUCGUUUUCUAUCCUCCUCACUCUCGCUCUGUGUUCAGAUCCACCCCGUGUGUCUGGACGCAGCCCCUGCUCUCACACUACUCUUCCUGGGGAAACCCCUUUUACCUUUUAAUGUUCUUUAAGCAGCUGGAUUUGCAAAAAUGUAAUCAUGGUGACCUGUAUUGUUGACAAAGGCACACGCUGACAGCCCCCUCCCCUUGUAUAUAACCCCCCCACCCCCCCCCCCCCCCCCCUCUUAAUUCACUAUCAUGUUUUCUGAUGGUGCUUCACUUUUUCGUGUCUGCUUCUGUUUCUCUAUACGCUUAUUGUGUUGCCUACCAGCCUGUUUUUCGGGGGGUCGUUCUAUGAUAUGGAUCAAUAAAUUAGCCUGCUGACUUAAAGGGAUAGUUCAGAUGUUUUUCUGUGGGGUUGUUUGCAUAUCCAUAGUUCAAGUGUGACCUACAGUAACUCUGAAAGCAACAAACUCCUUUGUCAAAAAGGCUAAUUUUACAUCGCUGAACGCAGGAGUUGUUGCUCCACUGCUGCCUCAUGGAGUACGUUUGAUUUUAUUGUGACUUUGGUGUUUAAAGUACUUAGUUUGGAUCCAUUGAAGUCACUCAAUUACACAAUAACCUACUGGUAGAGGCGUGGGAAAACCAGCAACUCCUUUGUUCUGCGAUAAUAAAAUGACUGGUUUUGUCAGGUGGCUGAAACAAGAGCUAGAUGACACUUAAAUUCCCCGUGUAACGACAAGGUAAAGCGGAUAAAAUCUCGUCAUCUACUGUAGGUAAUGCACUGAUUUUAGAACCGAGAACAACCCCACUUCAAACCAUCCCUUUAACGAUGCCAUUGAGACACAAAACGUAGGUGUGUGUGUGGCUUGUGUGGUAGUGAACAAAGACAAACGUAACGUCUAGCUUUGUAUGCGUACUAGCAGUCAGAUAUUCUUUCUCUCUUCCUCUGAAGUGUUUUCUCUAGAGUAUUCAGGAAGGCUAACUCUGAUCCUGCUUCGUGGCAUGCCCCCAUUUUAAUACUGAGUAAAAUGUGUCUGAUAUUCCCCUCUCCUCGACAGGAUUGACUUCAGGGGACUGUGCUGCUGCAAGCCAGUUUUUACUAACGCAUUACGAGGAGUAAAACUCGAGGAAAGUGGGAAAUGUCAGAUACAUUUACCGGAGCACAACCGCCCUCUUCCUUUUACCCUCCCCCUCAUUAAGUUAUUUUGUGGGAGGAGUCUUGUCAAUCCAAACCCACUUUUUUUUUAAUGGACUAAAACAAUUUUGUUACUGUCGACAUUUUCAUGAUGUCUGUUAAUAAAAAAGACCUAUUAUUCA